UCGGCUCGGCUUCCGCUCAAGGUUACAGAAGUUGCACUACAUGAGUUCUGUUCUGGCCCCCCGUGUGGAAGCAGCUCCGUUGCCGUCCAGGUGCUUGAUAAGCAUACGCUUGGUGUCCCAUUGACUUCUGGGAAUGAACCAGGAGCCCCGAGGGAGUAGGAGUCUUCUGUGCCCCUUACUGCUUCUCCCAGACUGGGAUCCCCGGAACCUAGAAUCCAUGAUUCUUGGCACAUAGUAGGCACUCAGAUUCUGGUUGGACUGUUGUAUGGACCCCAAGGGAAGCCCUAAAGAGCAAAACAGGAUGACCUAAUAUAACACAUCCUGGCCCCUCCCCUAGACCUCUCUGCCUCUGAGAAAUACCCAGAAGCUUCUCAGGGAGGCACUUGCCAGCCCAGGCACUCAGGGGCAGCUCCGGCCCCUGCCUCCUGUCAUCAGCAUAAUGCAUCCAUAUCUACAAUAUGGCAAAUUUCAUAUCCUCCCACCCUCUUUCCCUGCAUUAUUGAUGGGCUAUGCACUUUUAAAAAAAUCAAUUAGAUCAGGGUGUGGAACUGGAAUCAAAAGAAAAGGGAGGCCUUUAAAAGUCCGCUCUUCUUGUUUCUGCUGUUUUGAAUAGGAGCAGAUAAAGCUUCCCCUCUGGUUUGAAUAAGUCAAGCCCAGGGCUAGGUUGGCCGUGAUUGGCCAGCACUGGGAAAAUUAGGUUAAGAUGCAAACACAAGCAAAUAUAACCCGGAGUCUGUGCAGCCAUUGCUAAGCUAAGGCAGCAGGAGCUGGCGCCUCCCGCCCCGGAGUGGUUCUCUGGAUACCGCCUGGAAACCCGGUGGGAGCCCGGCCGGAGAGCAGGCAAGGUAAGGUCGGCCUGGUGCGUGGGUGCACAUCACUAGAGCAAUCCUACUGAACUCGGAAGGAAGAGCAGAUUGAAAUUUCUGUGCCUUUGUCUUCUUGCAUGAGGCUUUUAAAAGAUUCAACCAGGAGUUUGUAACCAGUUGUGCAAACGUCCCGCUGAGCAGUGAAAGCCCUUUUUUAGAAACCACUGAACAGAUAGGGCACCUUUUCAAAAGCUGGGAAAUAAGGAGACUGCCUCAUCCACCUACCUCAGAAAGAUGGAGUUUGGGGCAAGGCACGGGUCAGAAGGGGCCUGGGCUUGGAGUCCACUCACGGGGCUCUCUGGAAGAGUGAAGGGCCACUGGCUGCUUGCCUGGGGUUUCAAACCCGCAUCCCACCCUGCGGUGCGGUUUCUGCGGUGCCGGUGCCGAAUUAACAGACUUGGGGAAGAGGGACGAUGAAGCUGAGCUUUGGGGGACUUCAGUGUCACAAACGCAGUCAUUUUCUGGGUGCUCCAGUGUGGCAGGAAGUCCCUGCUUUGAGCAUGUCCUCUCCUUGGUUGGUGGGCCCUGGCCCCGGAGCUCCUUCCCCAUCGAUCGCUAAGUCCCUGCUGGGAAAUAGGACGGCUUUUGGCCUCUGAGAGUCAUGGCCCGAGAGCAUUCAUCAGUUAUAGGUAUUAUCCGAAUGCAAGCUCCUUGAGAGCAAGAACCAGGCGGGCAUUUCACGUAUAUACGAGGCCCCAGGCCCAGGAACGCGAGCGCCAUGUCUCUGAGCAGCGCCUUCAGGGCUGUGGGCAACGACCCUGGGCUCAUCACCUGGAGGAUAGAGAAACUGGAGCUGGCGCUGGUACCCCUGAGCGCCCACGGGAACUUCUACGAGGGGGACUGCUACGUCAUCCUCUCGACACGGAGAGCGGGCAGUCUCCUGUCCCAGGACAUCCACUUCUGGAUCGGCAAGGACUCCUCCCAGGAUGAGCAGACGUGCGCGGCCAUCUACAGCACGCAGCUCGAUGACUACCUGGGGGGCAGCCCCGUGCAGCACCGCGAGGUCCAGUACCACGAGUCUGACACCUUCCACGGCUACUUCAAGCAGGGCAUCAUCUACAAGAAGGGGGGCGUGGCCUCUGGGAUGAAGCACGUGGAGACCAACACCUAUGACGUGAGGCGGCUGUUACACGUCAAGGGGAAAAGCCACAUCAGGGCCACCGAGGUGGAGGUGAGCUGGGACAGCUUUAACCGGGGUGACGUCUUCUUGCUGGACCUUGGGAAGGUCAUCAUCCAGUGGAAUGGCCCAGAGAGCAACAGCAGAGAGCGCCUGAAGGCCAUGCUUCUGGCAAAGGACAUUCGGGACAGGGAGCGAGGAGGCCGUGCUGAAAUCGGCGUGAUCGAGGGGGACAAGGAGGCAGCAAGUCCGGAGCUGGUGAAGGUCCUGCAGGACACCCUCGGCCGGCGCUCCAUCAUCAAGCCAGCCGUGCCCGAUGAGCUCAUAGAUCAGCAGCAGAAUUCAAGCAUCGUGCUGUAUCAUGUCUCAGACGCUGCUGGGCAGCUGGCGGUCACCGAGGUAGCAGCAAGGCCACUGGUGCAGGACCUCCUGAACCAUGACGACUGCUACAUCUUAGACCAGAGCGGAACCAAGAUCUAUGUGUGGAAAGGAAGAGGAGCCACAAAGACCGAAAAGCAGAUGGCCAUGUCGAAAGCCCUGAGCUUCAUCCAGAUGAAGGGCUACCCUGGCAGCACCAACGUGGAGACCAUCAACGACGGUGCUGAGUCGGCCAUGUUCAAGCAAUUGUUCCAGAAGUGGUCCGUGAAGGACCAGGCCGUGGGCCUGGGGAAGACGUUUGGUGCUGGCAAGAUCGCUAAAGUUUUCCAGGAUAAAUUUGACGUGACUGUGCUGCACAGCAAGCCAGAGGUAGCUGCCCAGGAAAGAAUGGUGGAUGAUGGCAAUGGAAAGGUUGAGGUCUGGAGAAUUGAGAACCUGGAGCUGGUCCCCGUGGAGCGUCAGUGGUACGGCUUCUUUUACGGGGGAGACUGCUACCUGGUUCUGUACACGUAUGAGAUGAGCGGGAAGCCACAUUACAUCUUGUACAUCUGGCAGGGCCGCCACGCCUCCAAGGAUGAGCUAGCGGCCUCGGCCUACCAGGCGGUGGAGGUGGAUCGGCAAUUUGACGGGGCGCCCGUACAGGUCCGCGUUACCAUGGGGAAGGAGCCACGCCACUUCAUGGCCAUCUUCAAAGGGAGGCUGGUGAUCUUUGAGGGUGGGACUUCCAGAACGGGAAAUGCUGAGCCCGAUCCUCCAGUAAGACUCUUCCAGAUUCAAGGAAACGACAAAUCUAACACCAAAGCGGUGGAGGUUCCAGCCUAUGCCUCCUCCCUAAACUCUAAUGAUGUCUUUCUGCUGCGGACCCAGGGAGAGCACUACCUGUGGUACGGCAAGGGGUCCAGUGGGGAUGAGCGGGCAAUGGCUAAGGAGCUGGCCAGCUUUCUCUGCGAGGGCACCGAGGACACGGUGGCCGAGGGCCAGGAGCCGGCUGAGUUCUGGGACCUGCUGGGAGGGAAGACUGCCUAUGCCAACGACAAAAGACUGUAUUGCAGACUACAGCAGGAAAUCCUGGAUGUGGAGCCUCGUCUCUUUGAAUGUUCCAAUAAGACUGGGCGCUUCCUCGUCACUGAGAUCACAGACUUCACCCAGGAUGACCUGAACCCAGGUGAUGUGAUGCUUCUGGAUACCUGGGACCAGGUGUUCCUGUGGAUUGGGGCUGAGGCCAACGCCACGGAGAAGGAGAGAGCCCUCUCUACGGCCCAGGAGUACCUGCACACUCACCCCAGUGGCCGGGACGCUGACACAGCCAUCCUGAUCAUAAAACAGGGCUUUGAGCCUCCCAUCUUCACGGGCUGGUUCUUGGCCUGGGACCCUCAUAUGUGGAGUGCAGGGAAAUCAUACGAACAAUUAAAAGAAGAGCUGGGAGAUGCUGCUGCAAUCACAAGAAUCACGGCCGACAUGAGGAAUGCAACCCUCUCCCUGAAUUCUGAGCUGAAGUAUUACCCUAUAGAAGUUCUGCUGAAAAACCAGAAUCAGGAGCUGCCUGAGGACGUGAACCCUGCCAAAAAGGAGAAUUACCUCUCUGAACAGGAUUUUAUUUCUGUGUUUGGCAUCACAAGAGGGCAAUUUGCUGCUCUGCCUGGCUGGAAGCAGCUCCAAAUGAAGAAAGAAAAGGGGCUUUUCUAAGGCAAGAAGCUCCAUGCCUAUCACGAGACCACAGAAGACAGCUGAUCGUGCCAAUAACAGGAAAAAAUUUAUCUACCAAUUUUGCCUAAUAAUUGCUACUUAGAUACAAGGAGGUCUGCAAAUCACGGCAUGUUCUCCAUCCUCAUCCCUGCAUUCCUUAGUUGUUAUAUACCUAAUAUGUUAACUACCUACUUUUCAAUUUUUGUGACCUUUGGGCUUAAAGUCUCAGCAGAAGCACUACAGUUGCAUGAAUCCAGAGCAGUCAGAGGAAAAAGAAAAUAACUAAGUUUAAAGUAUUUAAUAAUGGGACAAGGAUGUGAGUCUGUUUUAAAUUGUAAGAUCAUGAGCAGCCCGGGUGGCUCAGCGGUUUAGCGCCACUUUCAGCCCAGGGCAUGAUCCUGGAGACCUGGGAUGGAGUCCCACGUCCGGCUCCCUGCGUGGAGCCUGCUUCUCCCUCUGCCUGUGUCUCUGCCUCUCUCUCUAUCUCUCAUGAAUAAAUAAAUAAAUAAAUAGUAAGAUCACUAUAUCCAGAAUCUAUUUGACCCACCAAUCACUGAAGCUAUUUCCAUAUAUACCCCAGGGGCAAAAUCAAAAUGCCGAGAGCUGUACUUGCCAGAGAUUUUUUUACUUUUCAAAUAAAGAUAUCUGUAUGAGCAAA
Molecule: messenger RNA, 4705 nt
Organism: Canis lupus familiaris (dog)
Lineage: Eukaryota; Metazoa; Chordata; Mammalia; Carnivora; Canidae
Gene: AVIL
Product: advillin
Exons: 21
Coding region: 1585-4047 (820 amino acids)
Biological process (GO): barbed-end actin filament capping; actin filament severing; actin polymerization or depolymerization
Cellular component (GO): actin cytoskeleton; cytoplasm
Molecular function (GO): actin filament binding; phosphatidylinositol-4,5-bisphosphate binding
Source: RefSeq, a predicted model, not a curated record